Molecule: messenger RNA, 1571 nt
Organism: Cokeromyces recurvatus
Lineage: Eukaryota; Fungi; Mucoromycota; Mucoromycetes; Mucorales; Mucoraceae
Product: pseudouridine synthase
Exons: 2
Coding region: 194-1474 (426 amino acids)
Biological process (GO): tRNA pseudouridine synthesis; mRNA pseudouridine synthesis
Cellular component (GO): cytoplasm; nucleus
Molecular function (GO): pseudouridine synthase activity; RNA binding
Source: RefSeq, a predicted model, not a curated record
UUCUUGUCUAUACAUACAUACAUACACACACACAUAUAUAUAUAUAUAAAUAUAUAAAAGGAUAGAAUAUACUAGAUGAACUCCAAUUAUAACGAGUUCAGUAGAGAACAGCUCAUUGAACGCAUACAUGAGUUGGAAGCACAACUUGCCAAAAAUAAUGUCAAUUUAGACAAAACAAAUCAAUCAAGUAACAAUGUACCUGAAUCAGAUGGCACUCGAUUACCCAAAAAGAAGAACCAACUAUACAACACGCAAAGUAGCUUUUCGUAUCGCUUAUUUAGGAUGGAAUUAUUCAGGCUAUGCAAGUCAGGGACAGCCUGAAGCCAUUCCAACUGUGGAAGAUCAGCUCUUUAAGGCUUUAAAGACGUGCCGAUUGAUAGAGAAUAUGGAAGAAAGUGACUAUAGUCGUUGUGGACGAACAGAUAAAGGUGUAAGUGGUUUAGGACAAGUGAUUGCUUUAAAGGUACGAUCGAAGAAGCUCCAACAAUCAGAUAACCCUGAAGAACCUUUGACACCUGAUCAAGAGCUACCUUAUAUUGAUACCCUGAAUCGAAUGUUACCUUCAGAUAUUCGUGUCCUCGCUUGGGCACCCGUGAAAGACGAUUUUAAUGCUCGCUUUGAUUGUGUUGGUCGCACCUAUCGCUAUUUUUUUGCACGUGGUAAGAUGGAGAUUGAGCGCAUGAGAACAGCCUGUCGUUACUUUGAGGGUCAGCACGAUUUUCGUAAUUUUUGCAAAAUGGAUCCUUCAAAGAAUAUAACCAGUUAUGAACGCACAAUCAUGUCCAUGAGAAUUGACCCCGUUGAGCAUACUCAGACAGACCGUAUUGGUGAAGGGACUGAUUUUUAUCAAGUUGAGUUAAAGGGGACUGCAUUUUUAUGGCAUCAAGUACGAUUCAUGAUGUCCAUACUUUUCUUGGUAGGACAGGGUUUAGAGGAGCCAGAGGUAGUACGUGAUUUGCUGGAUAUUGAGAAGGUACCUUCGAAGCCUGAUUUCCCUAUGGCUAGUGAUUUACCUUUAGUAUUAUACGAUUGCCAUUUUAAAGAACUAAAUUGGAUCUAUUCUUCAAAGACUUUAUCUUAUGAAUCUUUGCCCUCACCUUAUCGAACAUAUCAACAUUAUACCGAAGAAUGGACAGUGCAGAUGAUACGCAGUCUCACAUGUCAAUAUUAUCUAACAAAAGUAGGAAAGCUUCCAGUAAGAAUGAUUGAUAACUCAAUUAAUACAGUUGAAGAAUUUGUCAAAAAUCGCAGUCGUCAUGACCAUAAUCAAGCAGGGACGACGACAAUAGUCUUGGGAGGUGGUAAAGAAACAAGAUUGGCAAAAUAUAAAAAGGUUCUGGAAAGACCUCGUUGUGAUCCUGACGAAUUAAAAAAAGAAAAAUUUGAAAUUCGUAAAAAACGAAAAUUAGACAAACAAGAAGAAAAUGAACAAAAAGAACGGGAAUACAAAUCAUCAUGUAUAGACAGUAAUUAAAUUUGAUUUCACAAGUAAAUUGUAAAACACAUUAUACCAAAACCAAUAAUAAUAAUAAUAAUAAUAAUAAAGAAUCCUAUCAUUUCUUUUUAUUCUA